Odocoileus virginianus texanus is the source of this 3341-nucleotide messenger RNA. The record is from RefSeq and is a predicted model, not a curated record. Lineage: Eukaryota; Metazoa; Chordata; Mammalia; Artiodactyla; Cervidae.
AUGGUCGGGGGCCAGGAACCUGCCUCGAAGGCCGUUGGUGUCUCCAAAAGGCCCGUUGACGGGCCAGAGCAGAUGGGGGCAGCCCGGGCCAGCAGACGCUUCCCACACCCCCCCGAGACAGAAGCUUUGGUUGAACAGGGCCAUGCCACCUCCGCCAACAACCCUGGGGAUGGCACCUGCCCGGGGGUGGGGGAGGAGGCGCCCAGGGCUCUUAAUACCUACCGCCUCCACCUUCUCCCCAAAGGUGGGGGCCAAGGGAGCCUCAAGCUGUCCCCAGUCAGUGAGCCUGAGCCCUGCCAUCUACCAUCCCCUUCUGUCCACCCACAGGCUCAGGUGGCCUUCCUCCAGGGAGAGAGGAAGGGGCAGGAGAAUCUCAAGACGGACCUGGUGCGGCGGAUCAAGAUGUUGGAAUACGCACUGAAGCAGGAGAGGGCCAAAUACCAUAAACUGAAAUUUGGGACAGACCUGAACCAGGGGGAGAAGAAGCCAGAACUAUCGGAACCAGUCUCCAAUGGCCCCGUGGAGUCAGUCACCCUGGAGAGCAGCCCGUUGGUGUGGAAGGAGGGGCGGCAGCUUCUCCGACAGUACCUGGAAGAGGUCGGCUACACCGACACCAUCCUGGACAUGCGAUCCAAGCGUGUGCGCUCCCUGCUGGGCCGCUCGUUAGAGCUCAACGGGGCCGCCGAGCCCAGCGAAGGGGGCCCCAGGGCCCCGCCGGCCCCCGGGGGGCUCAGCGGUGGGGAAUCGCUGCUGGUGAAACAGAUCGAGGAGCAGAUCAAGAGGAAUGCGGCCGGCAAGGAUGGCAAAGAGCGCUUGGGCGGCUCGGUGCUGGAGCAGAUCCCCUUCCUGCAGAACUGCGAGGACGAGGACAGUGACGAGGACGACGAGCUGGACAGUGUGCAGCACAAGAAGCAGCGCGUGAAGCUGCCAUCCAAGGCCCUGGUUCCUGAGAUGGAGGACGAAGACGAGGAGGACGACUCAGAGGACGCCAUCAACGAGUUUGAUUUCCUGGGCUCGGGAGAGGAUGGGGAGGGCUCUCCAGACCCGCGGCGAUGUGCUGGAGAGGGGACCCACCAUGAACUGGAAAGCCGGCGGGUCAAACUCCAGGGGAUCUUGGCUGACCUUCGGGAUGUGGAUGGGCUGCCCCCCAAAGUAACCGGCCCGCCUCCUGGCACCCCCCAGCCCCGGCCCCACGAAGGUUCCUUUGGCUUCUCCUCAGACGUUUUCAUCAUGGACACUAUCGGGGGCGGGGAGGUGAGCCUGGGGGACUUGGCAGAUCUCACCGUCACCAACGACAACGACCUCAGCUGUGAUCUGUCUGACAGCAAAGACGCCUUCAAGAAGACCUGGAACCCCAAGUUCACUCUCCGCUCCCACUAUGACGGCAUCCGCUCCCUGGCUUUCCAUCACAGCCAGUCGGCUUUGCUCACCGCUUCCGAGGACGGCACGCUGAAGCUCUGGAACCUCCAGAAGGCAGUCACGGCCAAGAAGAACGCCGCGCUAGAUGUGGAGCCUAUCCACGCCUUCCGGGCUCACAGGGGCCCCGUGUUGGCCGUGGCCAUGGGCAGCCACAGUGAAUACUGUUACAGUGGUGGGGCAGACGCCCGCAUCCAUAGCUGGAAGAUUCCAGACCUCAACAUGGACCCCUACGACGGUUACGACCCGAGCGUGUUGAGCCACGUCCUGGAGGGCCACGGGGACGCGGUGUGGGGCCUGGCCUUCAGUCCCGCCUCCCAGCGCCUGGCCUCCUGCUCUGCCGAUGGCACCGUCCGCAUCUGGGACCCCAGCAGCAGCAGCCCGACCUGCCUCUGCACCUUCUCCACAGCCAGCGAUCACGGGACCCCCACCUCAGUGGCCUUCACCAGCACCGAGCCUGCCCACAUCGUGACCUCCUUCCGUUCUGGCGACACCGUCCUGUAUGACCUGGAGGCUGGCAGUGCCCUCCUCACGCUGGACUCCCGGGGGAACAGCGGCCCAACCCAGAUCAACCAGGUGGUGAGUCACCCCAGCCAGCCCCUCACCAUCACCGCCCAUGAUGACAGAGGCAUCCGUUUCCUGGACAACCGAACAGGGAAAUUGGUGCACUCCAUGGUCGCCCACCUGGACGCGGUCACCUGCCUCGCCGUGGACCCCAAUGGCGUCUUCCUGAUGUCAGGAAGCCAUGACUGCUCGCUGCGUCUGUGGAGCCUGGACAACAAGACGUGUGUUCAGGAGAUCACGGCCCACCGCAAGAAGCAUGAGGAGGCCAUCCACGCGGUUGCCUGCCACCCCAGCAAGGCCCUCAUCGCCAGCGCGGGCGCCGACGCCCUGGCCAAGGUCUUCGUAUGAUGCCCACCUGGCCCCCCAGCCCAGGCCACCACGCUGGCUGGGGGGCGGGGCCGGGCAGUGGCACUGAGGUGACUCCCGGCCUUGGUCUGGAGGCCCCAAGGCCUGGCUGCCUCCUGCCUGCCUUGGGGCCUGGUGGUGCUAUCGGCCCUCUCCCUAGGAGGCCCUUCCCAUGGCCUCCCGCCGGGCGCGGCCUCCUUCAGGAAUCGCCCUCCAGCAUGGUCUCUGGGAGUUUUCCCUUCACCCUGACACCCACGCCAGGUCUCUGAGCCUCCUUCUCUGGAGCCACACAUCCAGGGCUGGGUGUCCAUGGGGCUCAACUUUUCCAAGAUGCCAGAAGGUGCCGGGUUCUCUUUUGGAACCCCUGACCACUCCUCUCCACCUCCCUGGCCCCAGGUGGGAGCCACGCGGGAGGCCCCCCUGCGCCCCUGCUCUGGGUCUGCUGGGGCCCUGGAGCCAGCUGCAGGCCAGAUCGUCCUCCCUGCGGGGGCCUCUCCCCCCCCCCCCCCCACCAGCGUGCCCAGUAAUCCCCCUCCCCUCCAGUUCCCUCAGCACAGCUUUCCAGACACUACCCAGCGCCGCCAGGGCCAGUAACUGCCUGGGGAGCAGGUGAUGCCCUCGGGGGAGCGCCCGACCCUACCUCCCCCAACACUUCUCCAAGGGCAGCCCCCCAAACCCCCAUGGGGUGACCCAUGGGGGGAGAGAUAGCCUUCUCUUGCCCCUUCGCAGGGCAUGGAGGGUGGAGUGGGGUCCCCUGGGCCCCCCGUAACUCCCUGUAUAUCUGUAUAAAUAAAUGGGAUUUUAAUGGAGCCCCCUUCCCCCAUGUUGUUAUCACUGUGUGAUAGUCUGUCCGUUUCCACUCCUGACCCUUCACUCUCUUCCUCUAUUUAUUUCACUCUGUUUUGGGUUCCACCCUGUGCCCCCAGGCCCCCCUCCCAGGUUCCUGUUUAUAAGCCCCAUCCCUUCUGCCCUGACUUGUACGUGAAACUUGUCUCAAUAAACCCUUUGGAGUAAGA